AUGUCUUGCCCACGACUCGAUGGCGGUAGGAACGGAGUGUCCGCCGCCCCAAAGGCGCUGGCCUUCUCCAUUGAACGGAUCAUGUCCAAGAACUCUGAACCAAAAGGCCGUUUGGAUGAGCGGCGAGUAGUGGAGUCUUCAGAGGGAACAAAGAUGCUGGGUCUCUGCUCACCUAUACCGUGCAUGAUCCCCCUGCAACCUUUUAGCUACGAUUUACAAGCCAAGGCGCUGAUGAACUACUCCGAAUUUUGGAAAGCUAAUUUCAGAGGAACACUAUGCACUUCUGCGGGGAUGUGCAAAGCCAACUGCGGGAUGUGUGACAAAAUUGACUCGGGGUUGAAGCACUCUUUACUACCGGGGAGGGUGAUAAAACCCCAAGUCAUCCACCAGGCAGUGGCGAUGCCCACCAACGGCUCUCUUUAUUAUUUUAACUACCUGGACUCUGCUUAUCACCAGUCUGAGCUGCUAAGCGGACACUUGUUUUCCUCAGCCCUGGCCAACUCACAAGCCCAAGCCUCUCUCAGUGCGCACCAGAAACUGCUACUGCUGGAGAAUGCCAAACUCGCCAGCGCUUCGACCGAAAAGUUUCCGACACCUCAGUACCCACACAAGGAGCAUCUCCCUGGCCAGCUCGACCAGAUAGUGAAGGAGAACAAUAGUCUGACCUCGGAGAAAAAUGGAGUGAAAGCGCACAGCAAGCUCAACAACAGCUCCACGGACGGGAAACCCAAAAACUUCACAUGCGAAGUGUGUGGAAAGGUAAAGGAUUUAAUUCAGUAAAACGAAUGGUAUAAAAUAAUAACGAUGCAAUUGUUAUUGUUCGUUUUGUUUGCUUAUUAUUUGCUUUGCAAAUCACUUACAUUUCCUUAAAAAAAAAAAAAAACAUAUAGACCUAUAGACAAUAACGCAGUAUCAGUUAUUGUAAAUGUUUUGUGCAAUAGAUUAGAAUAGGCAUACCCUAUUUAUUUGGAAAUUAAAUUGAAGCUGAAAUGUUUGUUUCAAUUAUCAAAACAUCUCACAAAUGAAAUACAAGAAAAGUGAAAACGAGAUUGUUUGUUUUCUUCUGCAGGUGUUCAAUGCUCAUUAUAAUUUGACACGACACAUGCCAGUGCACACAGGCGCGAGGCCGUUUGUGUGUAAAGUGUGCGGGAAAGGAUUCCGUCAGGCCAGCACAUUGUGCAGACACAAAAUAAUCCACACACAGGUGAAACAUAUCAUAUUUCCCUCGAUAAUAACUAUAUUAGUUAUAUAUGACUAUACUAUAAACUCCUUCGAGGAUUGCUUACAAAUAAUAAUCAUAUAUAUAUAUAUUGUAUUUCUUUAUCAGGAAAAGCCUCAUAAAUGCAACCAGUGUGGCAAGGCGUUCAACAGAAGUUCGACGCUGAACACUCACAUACGGAUCCAUGCCGGGUACAAACCUUUCGUCUGCGAAUUCUGUGGGAAAGGAUUUCAUCAGAAAGGUAAUUAUUACCAUUUAAACCCUGGUCAAAAUAUUCAGGAUAUCCUCUAUGGUAGGCUAUAUUUACAAAAACACGCAUUAUAGGUUUUAAUUUGUCUUAGGCUAUAUGUUUUUAGAAUAAUAUAACACCAGAGCAUCAUAAUAAAAUAAUACAGAUCAUAUUAUUUUCAGCCUGCGUUAUACAUUUAUGAAAUUAAUAUCCCAGACAAAUAUUAAUUAAAAAUCACACUUUUAUGACAAUAACUAGGCUAUAUGAUGGUGGUAAUGAUAUAUCCCAGUUAUAACCUAAUGCUAAUGUAGCCUAGAUUACAUCCAAAAGUAACAGCAAAGGCACACAAUUCCUAUUAUUUAGAGGCCUAUCAAAUAUUAUUGGUAAAAAUUGAUACCCGUGCUGCCCUCUGAUGAUGUUGAAGCAUCAAUCUAAAUAGGUCAUGUCACUUUACACUAACUAACUCUCCACACAAGACUCUUAAAUUCGCCAUGGGUCAAGAGACAGAACUUUCUCUGGUUUAUAAUCUGACCGUUUUCAGUUGCUGUUACGUUUGACUUUGACAAAGUUUGACAAUUUAUUGACUUCAACAUGCAAAGCGCUAAUUAAUGAAGGCUGUAGAAUGGAGCGCCUUUGUGGAGAGUAACUUAAUGGUGACCAGUUGACCUUGAGGAGAAGAAAGCAGCUAAAUUUGUGUUCCAUUUAGUGUAUGCUGUUCACUUUAUUCGCGAUGUUCAUUUUUAUUAAUUUCAUUUCCCAAUUUCAGGAAAUUACAAGAACCACAAGUUGACGCACAGUGGAGAGAAACAGUACAAGUGUUCCAUCUGUAACAAGGCCUUCCAUCAGGUCUACAACCUAACCUUUCACAUGCACACGCACAACGACAAAAAGCCCUUCACGUGCGGAACCUGCGGGAAAGGCUUCUGCAGAAACUUUGACCUGAAAAAACACAUAAGGAAGUUGCACGACAAUAACUCAUGUAGGCCUAUAUCUGUGGCGACCGAUUCUUCCAGGGGACCCCAAAGCUGACUUAAAUGGACAGUUUAUUAAGCCUCGCCAGUGCACAUUUCUCAAUGCAGUUUUUCUCCAGUUUUCAGUGAGUGAUGAAAACAUCAAAUAAAAUUGUUAAAAGAAGGGAAAUUAUAAAGCAUAAAAAUAAAACAUUGUGACGACUUGAUAGACUGAUGGAAGGCAAUUUGUGUUUUAGGUUGUUAUUCGAUUUCAAAAUUAUAAUAAUGAGGAUGGGAACUUUGUAUUGUUGCAGCAGUGCAGUAAAUUCUGACCGUGAAUGAAUUCAUGUUAUAAACAUUUACGAAGGAAAUUACUAUUUGCUCCACCCAUGGGUAAAUUCAGGAGGACGUGUUUUUUCUUUCUAUUGCAUAACGUGUGAAAAUCGAAUUGUAAAUAAUAUUAAAAUAAAAUGUAAUUUAAAAGUAUUUUACCGUGGGCGCAUUUUUAUACAUUACUAUGUAGGCUACAUACAACUAAAUUGUAACCUACAUGUGGAUAAAACGUUUUAUA
Messenger RNA from Coregonus sp. 'balchen', 2969 nucleotides. The record is from the annotation of a GenBank genome assembly. Lineage: Eukaryota; Metazoa; Chordata; Actinopteri; Salmoniformes; Salmonidae.